This is a messenger RNA of Cuscuta europaea, 1067 nucleotides long. The record is from the annotation of a GenBank genome assembly. NCBI's taxonomy places the organism in Eukaryota, Viridiplantae, Streptophyta, Magnoliopsida, Solanales, Convolvulaceae.
GGGAGCUAAAUAAUUAAAAGUCCAUAUUAUUUAGUUAACUAAAUGUGAUCAUAUGAAUUAUUAUAUGAAUUUUAAUUCCCGUUCUCUUUGAACUUCUUUAGGCUUUUAGGAAUGUCGAAUUUAUCAUUGAGAAGUAUCUUGGAUACAUGCAAGCUUACUGGACCAAACUUUCUGGACUGGGAAAGAAAUGUGCGUUUAGUUCUUAGACAAGAAAAUAUUGAGUAUGUGUUAGACACGCCGGUACCCAAGAUUCCUGAUGCUAACUCUCCCGAGUUUGCCACGUUUGACCUGACUGCUCGAGAGAAACAUGUUACUGAUGCUAAAACCGUGCAAUGUGUUAUGUUGGCUGCAAUGUCUAUGGAGUUGCAAAGGCAACACGAUAGGAUGAGCGCCUUCGAGAUGCUUGAACACUUGAAAAGUCUGUUUGAUUCAGAGAGUCAGACUUUAGAGUAUGAACUUCUGACAGACAUUUUCAAGUGUAGGCUUCAAGAGGGUGGCAACGUGUCUGAGCACGUCCUCAAAAUGAUUGGCUUAAUUGAAAGAGUUGCUACCACCAGAAUUAAGUUUGAGGAUCGUGUCUCGGCUGCUAUCAUCCUAUAUUCGCUUCCGAGUUCAUUUACUAACUUCAUUGUGAAUUAUAAUUUGAACAAAACGAAAGCGACCAUGCCUGAACUCCAUAACAUGCUCAAGUCUUAUGAAGCCUCAACCUCUAAAGGAAAGACUGUUCUUAUGAUAAGCUCUAAUGCUAAGUCUCGUUCUAAGAACAAGAAUAAGCAAAAGAAGAAAGGUAAGGUUGGACCUACUCCUACAGCUCUGAAGCCUAAAGGUGGAGGUCAUAUGAAGCCAAAGGUUGCAAAGGAUGUUUGUCUCUACUGCAAAGAAAAGGGACAUUGGAAGAGAGAUUGUGAGCUGUAUAAGGCUAAUCUAGCCAAAGCACCAGGUGUUUCAAGCUCAGAAGCCUGAGAAGCAGUGUAGCAGUUGGACUGGGUAAAAUUGACCUACGCGUGAAGACUGGAGCAAAAGUUGUUGUUGAACGUGAUAGGAUCUUAUAGUUUAGAUUUGCCCGG